AUGGAUCAACAAUUCAUCUCUCAACUAGAGCAGGCUUUGGCUGCUGUUACUCAACCAAACUCUGCUGGUUUGAAAGAGGCCACCAAGACAUUGCAAAAGCAAUUCUAUACACAGCCAAAUAGUGUUGCCGCUUUGGUACACAUUCUACAUCACAGCAACGAUGAUGCUUUGAAACAACUAGCUGGUGUUGAGGUUAGAAAACUGAUUCCAAAGCACUGGGCUUCUAUUGAUGUGGCUACCAAGAAUGGUAUCAAGGAAACCGUGUUGCAAUAUGCUUUCAGUGAACAAAAGGAAAUUAUUCGUCAUUCCAAUGCUCGUGUUAUUGCCGUUAUCGGUAGUGAAGAGAUGAGUGACAACCAAUGGCCUGAGUUGAUUCCAAACUUGGUGCAAGCUGCUGCCGGCGAGGACUCAAAGACUAGAGAAACUGCAGUUUUCAUUUUGUUGUCCUUGUUGGAAGAUUUUGACUCCAGUUUAGUCAGUUACAUAGAUGACUUCUUGACCCUAUUCUCUCAAACCAUCAAUGAUACUACCUCUUUGGAAACAAGAUCUCUAUCUGCACAAGCUUUGAAUCAUGUCUCUGCUUUGAUCGAAGAACAAGAAGAAAUCAACCCACAACAAGCUGCCAGAUUUGCCGCUAUGAUUCCAUCUGUGGUCUCUGUUUUGGAAGCUGUUAUCAAAGCCGAUGAUGUUCCAAACACUAAGCAAAUCUUCAACUGUUUGAACGAUUUCCUGCUAUUGGACUCGCAACUUACUGGUAACGCCAUCGUUGAUCUAAUCAAGUUGGCUUUGCAAGUUGCCAUCAACACAGAAAUCGAUGAAGAUGUUAGAGUUUAUGCUACCCAAUUCAUCAUCUCAGCUUUGUCUUGUAGAAAGUCCAAGAUUAUUCAAGCUAAGCUAGGCCCUGAGAUUACUUUGACUGCUUUGAAGAUUGCUGCUGAAGAAAUUGAUGUUCAAGAUGAAUUAAACAACGAGGAUGAAGCUGGUGAAAAUGAAGAGAACACCCCAUCAAUGGUUGCUAUCAGACUAUUGGCUUUUGCUUCCACUGAAUUACCUCCAUCUCAAGUUGCAGCUGUCAUCAUAGAGCACUUGCCAACUAUGUUAAACUCUCAAAACGUUUUCGAGAGAAGAGCUAUCUUGUUGGCUAUCUCCGUCGUUGUUACUGGUUCUCCAGACUACAUCUUGUCUCAAUUUGACAAGGUUAUCCCAGCUACUAUUAGUGGUUUGAAAGACAAUGAACAAGUCGUCAAGUUGGCUGCAUUGAAGUGUGUUCACAACUUGACCACUGAUUUGCAAGACGAAGUUGCCAAGUUCCAUGAGGACUACUUACCAUUAAUUAUUGACAUAAUCGACAAUGCUGGUACUGUUGUUAUCUACAACUACGCAACUGUUGCCCUAGAUGGUAUCUUAGAAUUCAUUGCUUAUGAAGCUAUUGCCAAGUACUUGGAACCAUUAAUGAACAAGUUAUUCCACAUGCUGUCCACAAGCAACUCUUCCAAGCUAAAGUGUGCCGUCGUAUCCGCAAUUGGUUCUGCAGCUUUUGCUGCCGGUUUGGCCUUCGUUCCAUACUUCAAGACCAGCGUCCAAUACUUGGAACAAUUCAUCCAAAACUGUUCCCAAAUUGAAGGUAUGAGCGAAGAUGAUAUCGAACUAAGAGCUAACACCUUCGAGAACAUUUCCACUAUGGCUAGAGCUGUUAGAUCUGAAAACUUCGCUCCAUUUGCUGAACCAUUGGUCAACUCCGCUUACGAAGCUAUCAAGACUGACUCUGCUAGAUUAAGAGAAUCUGGUUACGCUUUCAUUGCUAACUUGGCUAAGGUUUAUGGUGAAAACUUUUCCCCAUUCUUGGAAACUAUUCUACCAGAAAUCUUUAAGACUUUAGAGUUGGACGAAUACCAAUUCAACUUCGAUGGUGACGCCGACGAAUUGGCUGCUCUAGCUGAUGGUGCCACCGAAGAAGAGCUACAAAGCAAGUUUACAGUCAACACCGGUAUCUCUUACGAAAAGGAAGUUGCUGCCGCUGCUCUUUCUGAGCUAGCUUUGGGUACUAAGGAGCAUUUCUUGCCAUAUGUCGAACAGUCCUUGAAGGUUUUGAACCAACAAGUUGACGAGUCCUAUGGUCUAAGAGAAUCAGCCUUGAACACCAUUUGGAACAUUAUCAAGGCUGUUCUACUAGCCUCCAAGGUCCAACAAGACGAAUAUCCAAAGGGUUUCCCAGCUGCCUCAUAUGUUGACCCAAGUGUUCUAGCUGUCAUCCAAACCGCCAGAGAGACCACAUUGAGCUACUUAGAGAACGAGUUUGAGACCUCUAUGGUUAUCACUAUCCUAGAAGAUUUUGCCAACAUGAUCAAGUUGUUUGGCCCUAUCAUUAUUAUGGACAACGGUAACUCUUCCCACUUAGAAAACUUGUGCUUGCAAGUUUCUAGUGUUCUAGAGAACAAACACACAUGUCAAGUUGCGGACCUCGAAGAAGACAUUCCAAGAGAUGAAGAUCUAGACGCUUCUGAAACCGAGGCUACCUUAUUAGACGUUGCCCUUGAAGUUCUAGUAUCUCUAGCUGUGGCUCUUGGUCCAGACUUUGCCAAGGUCUUUGAACCUUUCAAGACCACUUUGUUGACUCUAUGUCAAUCCAAGUCCAAGAACAAGAGAUCUUCUGCUGUCGGUGCUGCUUCUGAGAUCGCGCUAGGUAUGAAGGAGCAAAAUCCAUACAUCCAUGAGAUGCUAGAGGCUCUUGUGAUCAGACUGACCUCCGACAAGUCCCUAGAAGUCAGAGGUAACGCCGCCUACGGUGUUGGUCUACUGUGCGAGUACGCUCCAUUUGACGUCUCUCAGGUCUACGAGCAUGUCUUGAAGGCUCUAUACCAACUACUGAGUGUCGCUGACGAGAAGGCUGCUGACGACGACGAGGCCACCAGGGAGAUCAUCGACCGUGCCUUCGCCAACGCCAGUGGUUGUGUCGCCAGAAUGGCUUUGAAGCACCAGAACCUGAUCCCUCUGGAGCAAACUUUGCCAGCAUUGCUGUCCCACUUGCCAUUGAAGACUGGUUUCGAAGAGUACGACCCGAUCUUCAAGCUCAUCAUGCAGCUGUACGAGUCCAACAACGAGGUCAUCUCUGGCUUGACACCAAACGUCGUCGAGCUGUUCGGCCACGUCUUCACCAUGGAGAACGAGAGGUUGAAGCUAGAGCGCGAGUCUACACUGGGCAGAGAGGAGAACAUGGAGAGACUAAGGCAAUUCCAGUCCGAGGACGUGCGCGUCAAGGUAGUCGAGCUGCUGAAAUACCUGAACAGCAAGUACAACGGCGUCGUCGCCCAAAACCAAGUGCUAGCACCAGUGAUCGCCUGA
This is a messenger RNA of Nakaseomyces glabratus, 3342 nucleotides long. It is a transcript of the gene KAP123, whose product is annotated as karyopherin KAP123. The record is from RefSeq and is a predicted model, not a curated record. Gene Ontology annotation, cellular component: nucleus; cytoplasm. Lineage: Eukaryota; Fungi; Ascomycota; Saccharomycetes; Saccharomycetales; Saccharomycetaceae. Gene Ontology annotation, molecular function: small GTPase binding; nuclear import signal receptor activity. Gene Ontology annotation, biological process: protein import into nucleus.